Molecule: messenger RNA, 15188 nt
Organism: Diabrotica virgifera virgifera (western corn rootworm)
Lineage: Eukaryota; Metazoa; Arthropoda; Insecta; Coleoptera; Chrysomelidae
Gene: Tmem18
Product: transmembrane protein 18
Exons: 4
Coding region: 214-660 (148 amino acids)
Cellular component (GO): nuclear membrane
Source: RefSeq, a predicted model, not a curated record
AUCGGAUGCCAAAUACAGCAUAGGGAUUACGUACACUCGAUACGCAUCGUAUCCGCCAUGUUUUCCCGUAAGGCGCUAUGGGAAAACAUGGCGGAUACGAUGCGUAUCGAGUGUACGUAAUCCGGGCCCAGAUGAUUUAGUUCACAGUGGCAAUAUUCUAGAAUAAACAAUAAUAACAAGUUUUUUAAAAAUCUAUAGUUCUAAUUCUAAACCAUGUUUGAUCAAGAGUUUGUGGAAGUUAAUCAAAUAAAUAGUUUUUUGCAUUUUUUGGGAAACAUUGAAUGGCGAGAUCCAUGGUUGAUAGCACUGUUCACAUUUCACAUUUCCAUAUUUAUGAUGGCCUUACUUACUAGAAAUUACGGGAAUUUCCAGGCUCUUCUCUUCUUCUGUUUAUUGCUAUUAGUGUAUUUUUCUGAAAGUAUCAAUAAAAUGGCGUCGACGAAUUGGAAGAUAUUCUCGCGGCAGCAGUAUUUCGACAGUAAUGGUCUAUUCAUAUCUGUCGUGUUCUCGAUACCAAUCCUGUUGAAUUGCAUCUUGAUGGUGGGAAGCUGGCUGUACCAGUCCACCCAGCUGAUGACAAACUUGAAGGUAGCGCAGCUGAAGGAACAACUCCGGAAGGAACAAGAGAUAAAAGACAAGAAAAAGCCGAAGGAGGAAUGAGACGCAACGAUACUAGUAUUCGUAUUUUGCUUUUUAAGAUCUACAGUUCUCCGAGAGUUAAUACUAGACCUUAAGGCCACUUACUAACACUUUUUUCCUAGUAUUAUUGAGUCAUAUGACAAUAAUUAAUACAAAUUUGACUGUUGGUGUGUAUUUAAGGCCAAAAACAUGUCAUUAACUUUCAUUAGAUACAUUAAUUUGCUGAUAUAACUUAUCAUACAGUUAACUCGUUCUGUACUCACGACGACAGUGUGUCGUCACGAGGGCUUCAUCAAGGGUACUGACGACGCACGAGUGUCGGCGGUAGUACCGCGUUACUAAGUGAACCAUUUAAAUACGUGGUACCAGCCAUGUGACGUUUGUUCAAGAUGGGCAUCGAACGUGUCAAUAGAAUGAGUGGACGAAAAAACAGUUUUUAGUUUUUAAUAGGUGCUUAUAUUCUAGGAAGAGAUGAUGUACAGUGUAGUACGAAUAAAGAGAGAGAGAAAAAAAUUGUUGCUAUUAAUUUAGUUUUAUACGUUUUAAUAUUGUAUGAGUUCUGGAUGUUUAUCCAUUCUUCUUUGGAUUUACAUCUCCUUCUCAUCCCUUGACUCCUUCUGAUGACACUCUAAAUAUUGUUACAAUAGCUCGAGCCUGUGUCAGAUAUACGGCUUCUUGUAAGGGUUUUUCCACCAAAGUCUUCAUUUAGUCUGUCCAUCGUGUUGAAGAUCUUACUUUUGGUCAUCCACAGCUUUCCCACAACGCACCACUUCCUUCCCUUUGAUGCAAAGUGUUCUAAUUCUUCCUCCUGCUAGCAUGCUACUUCAUAGAGUCCUAUUGUUUUCAAUUCUUAUUCUUAGUUUCUUGAAGCACUGUUCCAAUUUACAAGGAAACGGAAGAAUUUUUUCUGAACUCACUCUUUUACUCCCCAGUGCAUAAAUCUUUGGAUAUCGAAAGUAAUCAAUUAGAACAAUAGUGUCAACAAGUUGAUCUGAUAAGUAACCUCCUUUGCAAUGGAAAACAUGUUUUCCUGAAAAUUAUUUUAUUUUAUUCGAUAUAGUCUCCUUUUAACUCAAUACAAUGAUUCCAGCGAUUUUCCAGCUUCUUUAUACAGUUCGAAUAAUACAAUUCUGGAACCUCUGCAAAACAGUUAAUUGUUUCGACAAUUAUCUAUUCGUUCGAGCUGAAUUUUUUAUUUAAGAGACAUCUAUUCAGAUUUGGUAACACAUAAUUAAUAAUCGAAUGAAACCAAACCAGGGGAAUAAGUCGGAUGAGAAAGCAAUUCGAAGCCCAACUGAUGAAUAUUUGCCAUUGUCACUCUUAUGAGUGGGGGCAUUGUAUUGGAGAACCAACACACUUUCUUCGGUAUAUGGGGCCGUUUCUCGCUGAGUUCGGUAAUGUACAAUAAUAUUGGCUAUUGAUAGUUUCACCUUUUUCAAGAUAGUCAAUUACAAUUAUGCCUUUGCAAUCCCCAAAUACCUUUCCUACCCAUUGAUCUACUCUUGGCUGUUUCGAAACACUUUGGCCGGUUUCAGUCCACUGCCGUGCGUUUAUUCUGUUCUCUGGUGUGUAGUGGUAGAUCCAGAUUUCAUCAACGGUUGCCAAUCGACGCCAAAAGUCCGACGCAUUGCGCUUAAUAAGGUCCAAACACUUCUGACAAGUGUAUAAAGGUUGAAAUUACAUGUACAAACAAAAGAAAUGUCAAAAGGACACCAAAUCACAUGAUAAUCAUGGAUAGAGGGAUGGAUGUAUCAAUUAUUGAAUGGACUAUGACUUAGGAACAACUCAACCUAGAAAAGAAUUAUGUCUGCAAUUUUAAGUAUUGGUGAAGGCAUCAUAAAAAUAUUUAUUGGGCAGGUGGAUUAGUUGUUUGACUCCUCUGCCUAAGUAUUCCUGAAUGUUCGGUUUAAUAUUCGUUUAUCGCUUUAGGUAUCUUAUAUUGUGGAUUGCAUUGUCCAUUACAAGAGUUUAUAGGUAUUUACUGGUCUUCAAAUCCGGUAGUUGAUUACUUCUUGACUCUCUGUCUGUUCCAGUGAUUCUUCUUGUAAGUUUGUUGGGAUAUGUAGCAUUGUCUAGCCACCACACGAUACAUUUACCUAAAUACUGUUAAAAUGAUCUCUGCAGAGUUAUUUUUGUGUCAAACAAUUUUACAUUGACUGACAAAAAGUAAUCUUCGUUCUUUUAUGUUAAAUAAUAGAUAAAUAUUUCAUAUGACUCAAUGAUAUCAUCUUUCGGAAAGCCGAAUUUUUGUGGGAAAACAAUCGUUUUAUAGUUACCACUUGUUAUUACUCACGAAGCAGUUACGUAGUGAACGGAGUAUCAGUAUUUUAAUAAUUGACAUAUUUAUAGCAGUUCGUGCACUGUUAAGAGAGAUUAUGAGAGCAAUGAUAUAGUCACAUAGUAGAAACGUUUAUCGCGGUCACAUUGAGUCUUAUUUGUGGCUUUUAAGAGAAAAUUGUAUGCUUAAAGAACAAAAUAAAUGCGGUAGUCUCCUUCAAUUUUCGGUCGGAUACAGAAUAGUAGGUCUAAUAAAUAAUAAUCAUUUGGAGCCAUGCCUGGACUGUAACGUUGAUGACAUGACGUCCUAAGUUCUACUGACAGUUGAUAUUUGACAAUCUCUUCCACAAGUAGGUUUUGCACACGUAUUUUUCAGUGGAAUACAUCAAACUUAAUCGUUAUAGAAAACUAAAAGUGUUGUUAAGGCCAAAGGCUCCUUUACCAAACCGAAAUUUAAAUAAGCUUAAAACCCCAAAUAGGAUGCUGAGAUUUUUGGUGACUAAUUGAUGCCUACUCGAUAAAUUAUAUAUUUUUAACAAAAUCAAUGGGAAAAUCCCAGUCUGGGUGUAUACCAUAAUUAAAAAUCAUACAGAAGUAAAAACUUCGUUUGUACAAUGGUAUAAAAAGUUUAUUAAAAAAACUAUUAAAAAGUCAUCCAAAAGAAUUCGCAAAACGUUUUCGAUCUAGAUCAGAUCAUCUUCAGUGCGUUCUGCUUAGUAGAUGAAACUAGCAACCUUAUAAAAUUGGUAACAUCGAGAAAUAUGGUUUACAUGUUAAUAAUGUGAUAUUUGUAGCGACUCCCAAGUCGAUGUUAAAAGAUUAAAUUUGUUAGGUUGAUCUGUGUCCAUUGAACUGGCAAGAACCACACGUUCUUAUCGAGCAGGGAACCAUGUUGCCCUUUGAGCACUCUUAACAAAUUUAAUCUUUUGACAUCGACUUAUAGUCGCUACAAAUAUCACAUUAUUAACAUGUAAGUAAACCAUAUUUCUCGUUGUUACCAAUUUUAUAAGGUUGCUAGUUUCAUCUACUAAGCAGAACGCACUGAAGAUGAUCUGAUCUAGAUCGAAAACGUUUUGCGAAUCCUUUUGGAUGACUUUUUAAUAAACUUUUUAUACCAUUGUACAAACGAAGUUUUUACGUUUGUAUGAUAUAUUUUUUACUUUAAAACGAAUAACCCAGUGGGUAAAGGACCACAGGGUAGAUCACCAAAGCGAUGGCCAGAAUGCUGGACCUCAUCGUCCGGGGAAGACUUGAUGGUAAUGAACAGGCAGUAGCCUACUAGCAUUACCGAUCAUGCUAGAAAGAAGAAGAAUUUUAAAAUGUAAGGAUAAUAAAUAAUGCUCCAUACUUGGAGCCAUGUUCGGAUUAUAAGAUUGAUAUUCCAAUUCUGGAAAGAUCCAUAGUGGGUGUAACAAUUGAUAAUCCAAACGCUUUGAACGAAUAUUACCCCUGAAUGUAUGCUCUAUACAGCAGAGAGUUGACAGAAUUUGAUUGAGAGUUAAUAGUGUUUUAUUGACAGUUGACAACAUAUUCCACGAACUUGAUAGCUUGACAGGUUUAGAAUUUGUUAUGCCUACCUCAUCAGUUAUAUAUUUUAGACCCAAAAUUGGAUCACCGAACCAAAAUCUCACAUUAACAUUGUGUCAUAACUACAUGACAUGAGUUUCAGUAAGAACAAGAUUGAAACAAUCUACGUUAAAGGAAAAACUUUAAGAAAUUACCCAGAUACAAUAAUUGUAAUAAAAAAAGAAUGUGUGUACUUUGUACGCACGUAAGAAAUUAUACUUCUAUUAUAUGAUUUCAAGGAAAUCAAUAUACUUUAAACAGUUUAUUUAUAUUUAAUUUAAUUAUUAAACUAAUUUUAAUACUUACUACUUUCCAAAAAUUUUUAUUAAAACAAUACCAAAAAUUAAAAAAAAAUAAAAGAAUGAAACACACACAAACACAUUGAAAAAUGCCACAAAGAAAUGAUUUCUGAACAAUAAUUGUUGCCAAAAAUUUUAACUAAAUACGUAUUUUCUGAAAAAAUUAUAUAAUAAUAUACUUACAUUCAUAAAAUGUAUAAAAAAAAUAAAAAAUAGUAACUUGCAUUGGGGAUCGAACCCGCUUCCCGUCGAUCCCGCCGAUUGAAAUUCGAAGUGCUUUCUAAUUGCGCCACCUUCGCGCAUCUGUCAUGUGGGAAUAUACACCAACUGAACGUUUACACCAUAAACUUUUUGACAGUUGUUUAUUACUUAUAUGAAUUUAAUCAAAUUAGUUUGAUUUUUGGGGAAUUAAAGGAAUAUUUUGUGGAAUAACAAUAUAUUAGUUGAAUAUCGGUAGAAAUUUUGAUAGUAAUCAAAUUAUGUAAAUCAAAGCAUUACAUACUAUUUUGGUAGAUUCAUUUUAAAUUUUCCAAAUAGGUAGGUACCUAUGUAAUUUUUUAUUAGGAUACUGGAACAUUUACAUUUAUUACGUACCUGUCGUUUUUAAAAACUAUUUAAAAAGUCUCUACAAUUAUAAACUUGCUUUUUUCUCUGCCAUCAUAACAAUAAAAACUAAUAUACAUAAAGUUUUUUUAUCCAUAAUCUCCAUAUUGAACAAUUAUUGACAGAUGAUUUUAACACCCAAUCAGAUCCCGUAUAACGUUUGAGCGACUAAUACCAUAUAGCGACUAAUACAAUAUACUGUCGGUGUGCGCAUGCGCUAGGGAAUGUAAAAAUUCACCCUCGUGCCUCAAGAAGUAUAAUCAAAAAUUGUUUCUAUUACGGGACCAAUAUCUAACAUCUUUAACGUACUAUUUUCUCUUAUUUGUUAUCAUUGAUUAUGACUCAUUUACUUACAUAUAUUGACAAUCUAUAUUAGAUACUGCUGGUGUAGUGUCUCUAAUACCAUCAUUACUGUCAAUGUUGUGGCAAUUUUAUAAAGUAAGAAUGUGUGUGUGACCUCACUUGGUGUCGGUUUGUAAGGUCUUGAAUUAUGAUCUUGUCAGUUUUGAAAUAAAAUGCAAUACAAUAGAAUUCUUCAGAGCAGCGGUAGAUAUAUUGUUAGAUAGAUAGCGGCAGAUAAUUAUUGUGCAAAAGUAAAGCAAAGCAAAAAUUAUUUAUUAUCAAUUCAAGUAAAAAUGCUAAAUAUGAACAAAAGUUGUAUACAAGGGACACGCUAUAAUUAUAGGAGAGAAGAUUAUUUUAUGAUUCCAAAUGAGACAAAUUUUCACAAAAAAGAAAGCUUCUGUUGGAGUGAAAGUAAAGAGAAGAUAAACUCCAACAGAAGUAGAAAAAAGAAAGAAACUAAUGUGUAACUAAAUGGGAACAAAAAGGCAAUAAAAAAGAAAAUAGCUUCUCGUUGGAGAAGUUGAAGUAAUGAAAACAUGUCAAAAAGAAAAGGUUGCUUCUACGUUGAGAAGCCGAAGUAACAAAAUACUACUUUUUGCAGUAGUACUUGUAUGGGGAAUGAAAAUUGAAAAUGAUAAGAUGAAAGAGUGGGAUGGACUGAUAAUAGAUAUAUGAAUGGACAGAGGCUUUCUUUUUUAAAAAUCCACGAGGAAAAAUUUAGGAUUGCACUGAUGAUGAUCGGUCAACCGAUUGAAAACUAGUUCUGUCUUUGAUGUAGCCCUGUAUAGGGAUUUUAACAAAUAUACCUUUUAUAAAGGAUUUUAUGCUUUCUUUUUUGAUACAUUGGCGCCCAACGUCGGGCGCCGACAACGACCUGAAUUAACCGAACAAAUGAACUAAAGCGAAUAGACAACAAAAUAUCUGGGAAACAAGCAAUUAAUAAUACAAAAUAAAUAUCAAACCAAGAAUAAAGUAUAAAAACCUAAUUUUCUGGGCGUAUUCCUUGUUUUAGUAUUUACCUUUUCUAGUCAUCAUCACUAUCUACUUUGAUCUGCUGUUCGUUGACAGGCAUGCAAAAUUGGCCGUAUCCAUCCUUGAGUGUCCAGUUGUCGAUCUCUUGCAUCUCGUGCUAGCCAACUCCAUUCAGUUUGCCUCUGUCUAUUCAUAUAUCUAUUAUCAGUUCAUCUUAAUUCCCCUUCCUUCAACUUUCUUCAUCUUACCAUUUCCCCCCUACAUAAUGCUACCACAAAAGUAGUAUUUUCAUUACAUAGGCUUCCCAACGUAGAAGCCCUUCACUUUGAUACAUUUAGUAUUUAUUUCUUUUCCUUACUUCUGUUGGAGUUUAUCAUUCUCUUUAUUUUCACUCCAACAGAAGUUCUCUUUUUUAUUACAAGACACAACUAUGUUAUAGGAAAGAAAUGUAUAAAAGUUUAAGAGUCCAACUAUUUUUUAGAAGAAAAUAGUGAACAGGGAGAAAGAACAAAGCUAGAAACAAAUUGAAUGUUAUAAUGUAGAAAUAAAAAAAAGAAAAACAAUUAUUUCGAUCAAAAAACGUGAUAUUGAAAGAAAAAAAUGUCCUGAUAUAUCUGGGUUAUUGAUGAAAAACUGAACUGUCGGUGGCCUUACAUACCGUUAAGCUAAAGGUAACUCGUAUGUACAGAAUUAUGUGUAUGUCAAAGAUUUUAAAGGUCAAUGAGUAACCAUAACUAUUUAUGAAAUGUCAUUGUUAACGUUACAGUCUGGGAACUUUUGUAAGUUGUACCUAAUUGCCACAACUAAUAACACUAAUGGCACUAUUAUAGACACAAUAUGUUCUAGCUAAAACUAGCAUCACAACGCUUAGACAAGCUUCUUCAUGCUCUUUUAGUGCUCGUCAUAAGUUCAACGCAAAAACCAUAGACAUAAUAAAAAUAGACUAGGUAAGGUAUGGACCGCUCUGUGAAUAGAGGUGAAACGCCAAUAUUCAACAUUGCGUGGUCAAGCUAUCUUGACUACUCAAUGUUGAGUAUGUAAGAGAGCUAGAUAGACCACUAUUUAGCUCAGGAUGCCUUUGUCUAUUCUUAUUAUGUCUAUGGCAAAAACGAAUCCGUUAUACGUCACUGUCGCAGUGCUGUACAGUAUCCACCAUCGAAUUACGCCUAAUAUUUUAGAUUAGGGCUUUAAAGUGCAUUUACAAUUUUUAAGUACUUACAUUAAGUCAAAUAUAUGAGGAUAUAAGUUUAGUUGUUACAGUGUUAAGGUAAAGAUAUUCAUGUUACGUUCUAAGCUUUGUAUUUACAUUAUUUUUAUCAUUGACGUGGUUAUUUUUAAGUGUUUUAAUUUAAUCCGGAAAUUUGAAAUGUAGAAAAUUAACGAUGAGCAGACUUUGAGUCGCUAAACCUACCCUAAUGCUAGCCCAGUGGCGGAUCUACGGAGGAGCGAAAAUAGGAGACAGCCUCCACCCAAAGGUCCAAAAUUUAAAGAAAAAAAUUGUCGAAACAAAAAUGUGUUAGCUGACAUAAAUCUUAAACCAUAGACAGACAAUUCAAUCCAGUAAACCCGCUAGUUAAGAAAAUUAGGGGAACUUAACGCAUUUAAGUUAUUAGGGAACAUCCAUAACUAUGUCGUAAAAAUUUUGGACUUUUUAAUACCCUCCCCCUCCCCCCUUCCGUUGUAAAACGCCGUUUACAGUUGACCUCAUACCGACGUCGCAAUUGCAACUCAUGACCCCCCUUUUUAGUGAUUUUUUUUUAAUUCCUUGUUAUUUCUGGAUUUUUUAAAGUUAGCUAUCAAAGUUUAUUUACGAAUGUAUCCAAAUCAGUAUUACUAUGUAGCUCAUUAAUAUCCGCGUACUUUUUUCUCUUAAUUCACUGUAUAACUAAUUAGCUUUAUUGGGACAAAAGACAAUACUUUUUAUCGGAGUUCCUAUGCUCUCUUAACUGCAUCAUAUAAAUCCUGAUACUUAUUUUGUCUUGAUUUCAAUACCAUUUCUUUUAUUAAGUAUAAAUACAAUGUAUUAACUAAAUAAAAUAGAAUAUUUUAUUUCUAUUCAUUCUUGUAGAAUUGUUUCACACAGAGUAUUCAGAAAAUAAAUGAACAGUUUUAUAUGUAUUGCUUCCAGACGCUGUUCUGUACGUUGUUCUGUAGAAGCGUUUGUUUAAAUACAUAGAACAAUGUUUUAUUGUUUGUUAUUCUGUACAAAACUGCUAGCAAUAUUAUUAGGCUGUGAGUGAUAAAAACGAAAUGAAAAGUAUGCGAUAAAAGUAAUAUACCUACUAAUUCUUUUUAAUUCUAAAAUAGGGUAAUUUUUUAUAUUCGUGAACAUCAAACGACGUCGGAUGUGCACUCAUGGCCCCCUCCCCCCUGUCGUAUACCGUCGUAAUAAGCAAAGACCUCUCCCCCUUUUCAACGACGUAGUUUAUGGAUGUUCCCUUAUUUAUGUCUUUUAUGUAGUUUGGGCUUAUCUUUUUUAUGUCUUCUCGUUUUUAUUUCAUUGGAAGCUCCCCCUCCCCCAUAGAUCUGCCACUGUGCUAGCCUGAGAUAUCGAGAAAAUGUGUCACCUAUUGCCAGAUGACCUAUUCUCGAUUUUGUUUAAAGGUUUCCUCGAUAACUCAGUGGGCGGAGCUAGUAAGACUAUCGGGACAGAUAAUUUUCCCACGUUUUAGCGACCCAAUGGGACUUUUUAAUUAGUCCAGGAACCGAAGCUUUUCACCUCGCAAUUUUUACAGAAUGGAUCGAUUUGCUUGGAAAUUUGAGAAUAAGUAGUGGAUAGUCCAAGGAUCAAAAUCUAUAUGAUGCCGAAAGGCGCUUUUACCAUGGGGGUGGCUAAACUUUUUAUUAUAUUUUGACCGCAAAAGUUGAUAAAAACAUUCAUUCUAAGCUAAAAAUGUUCUAAUACAUUUUUUUGAUAAUAUUAAUAGUUUUCGAUUUAUUCACUAUCGAAAGUGUUAGUUUUAUAUCGAAAAAAUCAAUGUUUUUCGAUAAUACUCAUUUACGAUUCACUUAAUUUUUGCCGUAGAAAAAAUUUUUUAAACUAAGUUCUUGGGAAUUAAAUAUCCUACAAUUUCAUGUUUAAAAAUUUUUUCGUAUGAAGAAAAAGGCAUUUUUUACCAAACCGUAUUGAAGAAAAUGGCAUUUUUUACCAAACUACAAAAAAAUCGUUAUUCUCUUUUAAUUCCAGUUUUCUAAAAGCUAAUCAUUCAAGCCAGUCAAACUUCUAGAAUCUGUUAUUAAUACAUAAAUAAAGAAGAAUGAAUAAGGUCAAUGAUUAAAAACACCGCUAACUUACAUUACUAUGCUUCCAAUUAUUGGAUUUCUCCUUUUUUUUUUCAAAAGAAUAUAUUGAUUUUUUAACCGUAACUUUUUUAUUUUUUAUCUUGAAUGUUUAGUAAAAAAGAGUUUUCUAGGUUUUUACAAGAUCUAUAAGCCUAUUAAUAAUAAAUCUUUUUAAAAUCCUCAGUCGCAAAAAGAAGUGACUUUGAAAGGGUUGAUAAAGGUGAUUUAUGCAUGUUGUUUCAAGUUUUAAUUGUCAAUAGCUCACUCAAUUUUUGCCAUAGAAAAAAUUUUUGCAAACCAGGUUCUUGGGAAUUAAAUAGCCUACACUUUCAUAUUUAAACAUUUUUCGAAUCUCUGAUGCUAAUCUUUCUAUUCUGAAGAAAAAGCCAGUUUUUUCCAAACUACAAAAAUUCGUUAUUCGCAUUUAACUCCAUUUUUUUAAAAACUAAUCAUUCUAAGCCAGUCAAACUUCUAUAAUCUAUUAACAAUACAUAAAUAUGAUUAAUUAUUUAUAUGGGAAAUAAGCCACAAUUAAAAUGAAAAAAAUAAUUUUAUUAAAAAAUUUUUUUAGCAGAAAAACAAUUGUUAACAUCUGUUUUAUUAAAAAAUGAUUAUCCUUUAUCGUUUAUAAAUAAGGAAUUGUCAAGAUUGGAUCGAAUGGAACAGAACAACUUAGAACGGGAUCCUACAACAUUCACAAGAAAUAAUACGAGGAAAAUAUCAAUACCAUAUAUAAAAGGACUAUCCGAGAAACUUAAAACAAUAGGAAAUAAAUUCAACAUUUCAACAACAUUCAAAACAACAAACACAUUGAGAUCUAUUCUAUCUAAAACUAAACCUAACAAUGAUCAAGAAAGAACAAAGAAUUGCAUUUAUAAAAUACCUUGUGAAUGCGCACAAUUUUAUUUAGGUGAGACAUCAAGACCAUUAGACGUUAGAAUAAGUGAACAUCAAUCUUAUAUUAAAAAUAGAGAAUUUGAUAGAUCUCAAAUAUGUCAACACGCAUGGGAUAAUGAACAUAGAGUUCAGUGGAGAGAUUCAAGUAUAGUCCUGAAAGAAUCAGAUAGUAAAAAGAGAAAAAUCAAAGAAGCGGCUCUAAUUCUACUAAAUGAAACCAAUUGUGUCGCAAAUUCCUCGGUAGAAUGCAGUAGGAUGUGGUUGCCCAUACUGAAAGAGGAAGUCAACAGAAAGAAAAUACCAAGAUUAGUAAGUCAAUAACAUCGAGCUGGUACAUAUUUUAUAUUUUAGUAUUACUUAUAUAUCUAGUAUUAGUAAUAUUAUUUAUAAUUUGAACAUGUUACAAGUCAGAAUUUGGUAUUAUUUUUUGAGAGUAAAUUAAAUGUAAGACCAAAUACUUACGAUUUCGGGAUAGUAUCACAGGGUUUUUUCCUGGUUUUCCCUUGUGAUUUACUAUGAAGUCUCUAACGCGAGAAUUUUACUGUCGUUGCAUUUGGUUGUCUUUUUAAAGACAGAUCACAUGCUAUAAUUUUUUUGUGACGGAUAUUCUUGAGUUGGGGUUGAUUUCAUGUAAUCGAAUGAACUAUCUUUCAGUAAGUCGUCCCAGGAACGCAACUCAUAAAUAUUGACAAUAUCAUUUUAAAGUCUUCUACUUUAAAAUGUAUAAUAUAUGUCUAAAUUGCCAAUAUAAAUGAGUCAGAUUAAAUAAAUUAUUAGAAGAAUUUUUUUGCUUAGCAACAACAUUUUUGUUUAUUUAGUAAUAUUUUGUAUUUUGACAACGGCACCCGAUUUGGGCGUCGAAACGUUAAUAAAAUUAUUUUUUUCAUUUUAAUUGUGGCUUAUUUCCCAUAUAAAUAAUUAAUCAUAAAAAUGCCACAAGGAAAUAGCUUCAGAACAAUACAUAAAUAAAGAAGGCCAAAUAAGGUCAAUGACUAAUUUUAAAUAGGGUGGUGAUUAGGAGGUUGCUUCCGAUCACUUUUUCGCUGAAAAAAAAUAGGGACUGACAUUCUUUUUUUUAUUAUAAGUCACAUAAUUUUUGAGCUAGAGACUUUUUUAUUCCCGGAGAUAGAUAUUUUUAAAUACUUUAAAUUGGUUUGAACAAGUUAUCCUCGAAAAAUGCAUAGUUUUCCCGUCUUUUGACUUUGAAACUAAGAUAUGUAGCAUUUGACGAACAUGAGCUAGUUUUGAAAAGUUGUUCUGAUAAAACGAAAAAUUUUGAGUUAUUAGCAGAAAACUGAUUAAAAACAUUAAUUUUUUUAUAUAAAACUAACACUUUUGAUAGCGAAUAAAUCGAAAACUAUUAAUUUUAUCAUCAAAAUGUAUAGAACAUUUUUUGCUUAGAAUAAAUGUUUUUAUCAACUUUUGUGGUCAAAAUAUAAAAAUCACCCCCGUGAUGGGGUGGCAACCGCCCCCACGGUAAAACCGCCUUUCGGCAUCAUAUAGAUUUUGAUCCUUGGACUAUCCAGUACUUAUUCUCAAAUUUUCAAGCAAAUCAAUCCAUUCUGUAAAAAUUGCGAGGUUUUGUCCUAUUAUAAGCUUCAUUACUUGGACUAAAUUGCUGAGUAUAUUUUUCAUUAAACAUUUAUCAGUAUAUUCUUGCAUUGCGUCACAAUCACUUUGUUGUUGCGUUCCUUGUUGAUAUUAAAUUUUUCCCAGUAUUCUGGUUGUUACUUUUGUUUCUCCACACCUCUUCUUCACAGUUAAAGUAUGUUUGCACAUUCUACUUUAAUUUUAGCGAGUUUCUGUAUGAUCCCAGAUGGACUUAAGUCAGCAGAUACUGCUGGCCACUAAAUUUAGCAAAUUUUACUAUAUUUCUUACAAUUUUUUCUACAUUUGUACUACGAUUAUCUUGUUAUAAUCGACAAACCCCAGAAUAUAAAAUAUGAGCUGUUUUUGAGAUACUUUUCACAAAACUGUUAAAUUCGUCGUUACUUUGCUAUCUAUAUCAAACUUCUGAGCUGUUUUUAAACAAUAAAGAGCUGUUUUGUACAUCUCUUUCAUCCGGGGAAGGCAACAACACGGCGAGCUAAUGACAUACACUGGUCGCAAGCAAAUAUUGGUAAAGUAGUACCAGCUGUCUAAGAGACUUAACAUUCAGCUCAGCAGGGUGCUAUUGUUGGAUGUGUGGAAUUCCGUAAACAAGGGAUCUAUCUGUUUUAUGAAACGAUCCCUUGUUUAUGUAAUUUCAUACCUCCAAUAAUAGCACCCCGUUGAGCUGAAUAUUAAUGACUCUUUUAGAUACCUGGUACGGGUAUAAAUAUCUUCAAUAUUGUGAACGUCUUAAUUAUAAUAAAACAUACUGAACAAUUUGAUGUUAGGAAAUUAUAUAUUUAUUUUUUACUAAAAAAUGGUAUAUUUGACAGUUUACUGAAGGAAAAAAAUUAAAAAUUUAACUUAAGUUACAGUUUCCGAACGUUGUAAGUACCACUCGCAAUUUUUAAUUCACAUUUUGACUAUCUUACCCGUUAAAUGUUUUUAUAAGUGCAGCUGGAUCGUAUUUAUUAUAACCCUAAUUAAUUAUAAAAGAUAUUGACGUCAUAAUGACAAAACUUGCUGUGAUGCCAAGUUAUUUGCAUUUGAUGUACUGAAAAAUGAAUUGGAUCAAAUCCAUGUACAGAAACUGAUAGUUAAUUCACAAAUCGUCUAUUAAGCGAUAUCGGUUACAAUUGAACGGAUUAGAAGUAAAAGGGUUUAAGUGCACUUUUCUAAAAAUAUGAUCGAAGUACAGAUUCGCAUACUUAAAUGGUAUUUUAACUUGGUGGUAAAAGGAUUCAAGCAUAUUUCGCCCUACAGUCGCCAUUACAUUUAAUUUAAUGAAAACAAUAAUUGCAUUUCGCAUUGGUAAUUAAAAUGAUUUAAGUGCGCUUGAACCGUUUUACCACAAAACUAUUUUCAGUAUUCUGUAAAAACAAGUAGCAGUAAACGGGUUUAAGUGCGCUUGAAUCAUUGUACCACAAAACUAUUUUUAGUAUUCUGUAAAAACCUCAUGUUAAUACAGGAUUAAUUUCAAAUAAAUAAAUAUUAGAUUUGUACCGAAUUUUGAAGACUAAUUAUGCAAAAUUAAUAUGCAACGUGCCAGUUGUAGUUACACUGUGGAUAACAGCUGCGAUAAAAAUGAUUAGUAAUAGUUAAAAUCUGCACUUGAACCGUUUUACCAGUAACAUUUAUCAACGCCAUGUACCGAUUCAAGUGCAUUUUAAGUAAGAGUAAUAAUAUAUCCUUAUAUUUUUAUUAUUUUAUAGAACAUAGACUUGUUUAAUGACUCCUAGAAUUUAACAACUUUGAAGCUGAUUAUCUCAGAAUCAGAACUAUCAAAACUGCACUUAAACCCUUUUACGUCUGACCCCCUCAAUUGUGGAAAAAGUGAUUGUUGCGUUAAAAUAAAUUAAAUAGAAUUAAAACUAUUUAAACUAUUUAAACCGACAAUCACAUUGACUAACAGUUAACUUUUCUUCAUUUGUAGCAGUCCAACAAUUAAAUCGAGGACUUUUGAGUAUGCAAUGCUGCAUACACUACCAACCUCAGGAAACAAAAAGCACUAUAAUUAAAUGCAAUUUUAUGUAAUAGUUACAAAUUGUGAAGUCAUUAUUGGUGAACCCUGUCACAUGUCAUUGACGUCACCGGCUAUUUAUAAUAAACACUAUAUCGUUUAGGUUCUUUCUCUUCCGUUAAUUUGUUGUUUAUUUCUAACUGUAAGUGUAAUAUUGAUAAUAAAGCGGAAAAUUGUUAAAAAAUUCCACUAGUCAUUUUGUAAAGGUUAAAACAAAAUCCUAUGCCAUAUUGUAGUAACAUCGGGUACAAUUUUAUGAGUAAGUUCUAAUAAUUGGUUGCUUUUCUUUACUUUUCUUUUGGAGAAAAAUCUCCAAAAAAAUGCAUUAUGCAUAAAAAUUGAUUAAUGAGGAGAAGAGAUUAUGGAGGAAAUGGUCUUGGUAUACAUAAUUAUUUUUUCACACAUAAACAUAAAGUAAAAAGAAAACUGUUCCUCAGCGCCCUCUUUGGUACGGCGUUAACACUUCUUUCACUUGCAUAUUCAAAGAGAUUUUACCAAUGUUUAUGAAUAGUUUGCCUGUAUAUGAAAAAUUAUCUGAAACAAUGUAAUAUACUGUUGUUUGAAUUGAAAUAAGUAAAAGUUUCAAUAUUAGAACUUGUUCAUGUGCUAUAAGCUAGAUUUACAGUAAAAAAAGACUGAAUGCGUGAAAUUUUUAGAUUUGUAUGUGUAUAUGUUGACAAAUAAAUGCUUUGUAAAUA